Messenger RNA from Dipodomys ordii (Ord's kangaroo rat), 3186 nucleotides. It is a transcript of the gene Tex261, whose product is annotated as testis expressed 261. Lineage: Eukaryota; Metazoa; Chordata; Mammalia; Rodentia; Heteromyidae. Gene Ontology annotation, molecular function: COPII receptor activity. Gene Ontology annotation, cellular component: COPII-coated ER to Golgi transport vesicle; endoplasmic reticulum membrane; Golgi membrane. Bases 27 to 617 code for a protein of 196 amino acids. The transcript is spliced from 6 exons. Gene Ontology annotation, biological process: endoplasmic reticulum to Golgi vesicle-mediated transport. The record is from RefSeq and is a predicted model, not a curated record.
CAGGGGGCGGGCGGGGCAGGGGCGCCAUGUGGUUCAUGUACGUGCUGAGCUGGCUGUCGCUCUUCAUCCAGGUGGCCUUCAUCACGCUGGCCGUCGCUGCUGGACUCUACUACCUGGCAGAACUGAUAGAAGAAUACACAGUGAUCACCAGCAGAAUCAUAAAGUACAUGAUCUGGUUCUCCACAGCUGUGCUGAUUGGCCUGUAUGUCUUUGAGCGCUUCCCCACCAGCAUGAUUGGCGUGGGCCUCUUCACCAACCUCGUCUACUUUGGCCUUCUCCAGACGUUCCCCUUCAUCAUGCUAACCUCACCAAACUUCAUCCUGUCCUGCGGCCUAGUGGUGGUGAAUCAUUACCUAGCAUUUCAGUUUUUUGCAGAAGAAUAUUAUCCUUUCUCAGAGGUCCUGGCCUAUUUCACUUUCUGCCUGUGGAUAAUCCCAUUUGCAUUCUUUGUGUCACUUUCGGCUGGAGAGAAUGUCCUGCCCUCCACCAUGCAGCCAGGCGAUGACGUGGUCUCCAAUUACUUCACCAAAGGCAAGCGGGGCAAACGUUUAGGGAUCCUCGUUGUCUUCUCCUUCAUCAAAGAGGCUAUUCUACCCAGUCGUCAGAAGAUAUACUGACCCCCUUGGGGAGGGUAUGUGGGGACAAGAUCAGGAGAGUUGGGCCCCUGGGCCUCUGUGCCAGUAGUGGCCAGGAGUCUGGAGGGCACUACUGCAAGCCAGGGCUUCCCUCCCCUUAGUUCUGAAGCCCCAUCCCCACCCUCCUUGGGGCUCAGCUUGGCUCGGAUCCGAUGCUGCCAAGGGCUGCCAAAGGGCACCUGGAGGGUGGCAGAGCCUACUUAGCCAGGAGGCCAUGUCCCUGGCCCUUCUCUCCCCCUCCAGUAGGGGCAGCAGGGCAGGGUCUAUGAAGCUGGAGAAGGCUGAUGAUAACUUCUCUGGACAGAUGGCCAUAGGGACAGCCAUGGCUUGGCAUUUCCAAGAGAAAUGGUUUUUUGCUGUUGAACUGUGAUUUUUGUCUAAUUGCUGGUUCCCAUUUGAAUAAAGAUUCUAGGUGGCAUUGUUUGCCUUAAUACCCCAAAAGUUCAUCUUCUUUUCUUCCCCCUAACCUUCUGCCUGGACUGGACCAGCUUUAUACUGCAGGGUCUCCUCUUCUGGGCCUGGGCUCCCCCUUCCAAAGAAGCCCUUCUUGUAGCCCUUAGUGAGAAGGGAGCAGAGCUAAGCAGCAGAGCCUGGGUGAGGAGUGGGGUGGAGGUAAAGGCAGGCUUUCUCGUGCACCUCCCUCUUCUUUCAGCUCUUCUUUCCCCAAGGCUCUGCGAUUAUCACGCUGGGAAUAGGAAAGAAGUCAGUUUAGGACUGGGUCUUUAGAUGUACAUGUACAGUAUUCUAUUUAUGUCUUUAUUUGAGGAAAGGGAGUGGUUUCUGGCAAAAUUCUCUCUCAGGCUUAAAGAAAAAUUAAAAUUGGCUUUCAGGCAGCCUGGGCUAUAGCCUGGCUUUUAAGACAUGGAAUUGUUGGGCUAGGCUGUUUGUCACUCUGAGCACACAAAGUCUCUGUUGUGUGUGCUCCUGGCUCCUGAUAUGAGGGCCUGUGCCACCUAAAAAGGCAGGCUACAGCAUUUGUUGACCUUGCACUUACAACUACAGUGCCUUGUAAGUACUUAACAAACACACUAGAAUGAAGUCUCCAUGACAGCCGUCAUCUGCCGUGUCCUAUACCUCACAGUAAGGCUGGUAGGAACAGAGAUGGACUGCACACACAUGGCACCUUGAAGCCACUGGAAAGAUGCGUGUGCUUGAAGAUCUGUGUCAUGCCUGAAGUCCCUCCAUGGCCCUUCAACUUUUCCAAUUCUGUUCCCUUAACGGUUCCAGCCUUCCCCUUUCCCUGGGAGGACUGGCACAUUUUGGUCUUGCAAUGGGAGUGAGAUUGCCAAGCCCUUUUCUGCUAUGCAGGAAGGAGUAGACAAGGUAGAGGGGCACAAAACGAUGGCUGACAGUGGGCUGACAGUUCUCCUUUGCUGUCCUUUUCUUUGUUCCUCUAUCUGGUGGUGUGGUUUCACCCCUUACCUUCACUCUACCGCCAGUCAGUGCUCCCCCAUGACUGUCUAGAGACUUUCAUGGGCUAAAUCCAGUGGAGUCCUCCUACCCUAACCCUACCUGAUCCCAACAUCGGGUGACAUGUCUUAUUACUGCCUGCUUCUUGACUCGUACUUUCCUGGUACUUCUGUGGCUGGCUGGCCCUCUACCUCUGGCUGUCCUUACAGUCUCUUGUGCAGGCUUCUCUCCUUGCCCCAGACAUACUGGGGCCUCUCAGGGUUCUGUUUUGGGUCCCUGGGGAAGACAUCAAUGUUGAUGGCUUCAGGGACUCUGGAGGAACACAGCAUUGACCUCCAACCCCAGCGUCCUUCCUGUCUUUUGAAUCAUAGUUCUGUCUCCUGAGUACACAGAUAGCUCUCAUCCAUGGCCCAGACAGCAUCUGCUGCUGUCCUCUACAACCUUGCCCUUUGGGGUACCUACCUUGACCCUACUAUAUCACUCAAGAGCCAGAUGGAUCAUUUGCUUUCUAUCCUCACAUUCUCAGUUUCAUACAGCCAGUUUCUGAAAACUGCCAAGUCUAUCUUGCGAACAUCUCUUGAUUUGAGCCAUUCCCACAGUCAUCAACUUUUACCUGGUUUAUUGAGGUAACCUCCUGUACUUAUCCCAUGGCCAGCUGGAGUUAUCUUUCUAAAAUGUACACUGACCAAGUCACUCCUAGUCUAAAACCUUCUAUGGCUCCCACUGCAGGAUAAAGUCCCAGACCCCUUAGCAUGGCUUGAGACACAUAGCAGCAACCCUGCUUACCUCUCUGGCCUUAUCAAUUGCCUUUUUGCUUUGUGGGUCAUCUUCUGGAAUAUAGCUAUACCAUGGUUCUCUCUUGCAACUUUGGUUCUCCUUUCUACUAAUCACAUUGGUACUUUCUCAAGUUUGACUUAGAUUUUACUUCCUCCAAGAAGUUUUGAAUAUCUCCUAUCCCCACCUCAGUGCACCCCACAGAUCAUUCCAGGCUCACUUGCCUGCUUUAUGGUCUGUCUCCCAUUAGACUGUAAGCUCCUUGAGGGCAGGAACUAUCCUUGGAUUUUUUUUGUAUCAACAGUGCCUAGUUUGUCACUUGGCGCAUGAAAAGCACUCAAUAAAUGUUUGUUUAAUGAAUGAUCAA